GCAAAUUAUUAUCAUUAGAGUCGCUUUUCUUUCUAUUACAACAAUUCUCUUAAUAUUCCUCUGCGUUCGUGGUAAUUAACCUCCGUUCAAGCACUGCUAGAGCUACCUCUACGGAACCAGAUAUUUUUUACUCCCAAUUGUUCAUAGAUACAAUUAUCUAUCUAUCCAUCCACAAUCUCAAGCUCACCAUGGGCCAUAUCCUAACCUACCACACCCACGGCCACACCCACAACUUCACCCUCCCACCCCCCAUCUCCGACCCCCCCUUCUCCCCCCCUCCCUCUCCCUCCACUCAAUCAAAAGAAACCCAAACCUACGCCGCCUACACAGCCCGCUAUACACAUAUCUACCCAGAAAACAACACGGUGCACCUCGGGAUACUCGCACCCAGCUCCCGCAUUCCAGCCACUUCCUUCCGGGCCUCUCUCUCCAGUAUAAUCCUCGCGCAGCGCUCCGCCAUCACGCGGUUUAAAACUCUCAAAGCUACGAAUCGGGAUGAAGAUGUGUAUUAUCUGCCUGUGCAUUCGGACGAAGAAUUCCGGUCUGAGAUUAAUGCCGGCGUAGGAUUUUAUCUGGACAUAUAUUGCGAUGACGGGGAUGUGGUUUCGCUUAUCAAUAAAUGGCCAUUUGAUGAUGCGACUAAGGGGCUUGUUCCUGAUAAACUAUUGCCGGAUGUGGAUUUGAUUUUGCGGUUUGAUCGGCUGAAUGAGAAGUUGCAUAAGUUGGGGAAGGAGAGCUUGGGGUAUCAUGUGAAGUAUCAUUAUAUUCCGAAGAGUAAGAAUAGAGAGGUGGAAUUAGAUGUUAUUGCAGAGUUGGAUAGAUAUGCUGCUGAGAUGAAGGAGCACCCGGAUAUGAUGGUAGAAGACGUUGAGGAGGAGGAAGAGGAAGAGGAAGAGGAAGAGGAAGAGGAAGAAUCGGAAGAAACUCCCAUACCGAAAAUAAGCCCAAGACCAAAAGCAACGCCGACAUCGAAAUCAUCGCAAAACCCAACCCUAACCCCGGACUCAACCCCCGCGCAAAAGCCAAUGCCAAAGCUAAAGAUAAAGAUAAAUUUUGGAGGUUCAAUUCUUAACCGAAACCCUCCACCAGAGUUUCCCGAAUUAUAAUUAUGAUUUGCACAUUCAAGGCUCCACAGAUUCACAACACACUGCUCUCUUACCCAUCCUUACUCAUCCGCUCACGUUCCGACUCUGUAUUCUGAUAUUUUAUAUACUCUAUUCAUACCAUACACCCGAAACAAAAUAAAGCAGCACAGCAAAUUGACAGAAGAAUACUUUUUGGGAGAAACUGGAAAUACA
Botrytis cinerea B05.10 is the source of this 1298-nucleotide messenger RNA. RefSeq lists its product as hypothetical. The transcript has a single exon. The record is from RefSeq and is a predicted model, not a curated record. The coding region runs from base 189 to 1106 and encodes 305 amino acids. Lineage: Eukaryota; Fungi; Ascomycota; Leotiomycetes; Helotiales; Sclerotiniaceae.